Messenger RNA from Monodelphis domestica (gray short-tailed opossum), 5880 nucleotides. The record is from RefSeq and is a predicted model, not a curated record. NCBI's taxonomy places the organism in Eukaryota, Metazoa, Chordata, Mammalia, Didelphimorphia, Didelphidae.
GCAAUCAGAUGACUUCUACCAGCCUUUCCUCCUCUUUCUAUGGGCCUCCAAGUGGCCCUCCCCCAAGAGGGUGAGCCAGCCUACAACACCCCCAGCCACCCCAGCAGCGAGGGUUGAACGCUGCCUAAGGAGUGAGUGAGUUCUCCGUCCUUGGAGGUAUUCAAGUAAGGACCCUUAUCAAGGAGGUUGUUGGGGGAAUCCUUCCCUGGAGACUCAGAAGAAGGUGGAACUAGACAAAGCCUGGGGCCCCUUCCAUCAGGGCAACUGUUUAGGGGCACCCCUCCAUCUCCCCCAAAUGCACCCUGCCUCAUCCCUCACACCCCCCUGCAGCCCCUCAAGGCCUGCCUCUCCUGGUCCGCUUCAGGCUCCAGUGGGAGGAGGGUGAUGGCCUGCUUGGGCCCCCCAGGCCACCUCGGGGAGCUCUUGGGGCUGUACCCGGUUCCUGAGGGGCCCUCCUUCCUGCUGGGCAGCUCAGAGACAAGGCAUUCCUUUCCCAGGUCACCUCAAAGCUAUGGAUUCUGGGAGUUUGCUCAGGAUCCUUCUAGGCCAGAAGACGCAUUUUCCUCUAAGAGAAGAGUUAAUCCGACCCGGGCAGAGAGGAGAGGGGGAUGGGGUGGCUGAGGUCCCUCAGCCCAGCCCAGUCCCCAGGGGUGGAGGUCAACACCAGGAAGUGUCCCCACAAGAGCAGGCUCCCCCGGCCCCUCCGCUCCCAUCAGGGAGCCUCCCUGGGCCUCCGGCCAGGUCCCCCAGGAGAUUAGCAGGGAGCAGAGGAGUGGGAACCCCAGGAGUGCUUCCAGGGCUGGGCUUGGAGGCCAGAAUUCAAAUCCAGCCAGACAAUAGCUAGGUGACCUCCCAUGACUCACCGGCUAGCUCUCUGCUAAUGGAGAAUUGAGCGCCUAUCUCCAGGGUGGGGAGAGCCUCAGAUAAGAUAAGCAGCCUCACACCCAGCCCACCUUCAGGAUCCAGUAAGGAUCUUCCCCAAGACAGCCGGGAGGGGAGCUUGCUUUGCCGCCCCCAAGUCCUCUCUGGCUCCCCACUUGUCUGCUCGGGGAGCCCUGGAACCCCCCCCUUCCAAAAAACCAACACUGUGCAUCGGCCCCAAGGCAGAAGAGCAGCAAAGGGCUAGGCAAGGGAGUUAGGUGACUUGCCCAGGGUCACACAGCUAGGAUGCGUCUGAGCCAUCUAGCUGUCUCCCCCCACCCCCACUGAACUGACCCAUGCAAGUGGGCAAGGCCAGGGGCCUGAGCAGCCCUUGACAACAUAAAGGAGGGGAGGGGCAAUCAGGGAAGACUUCCUGGGUGGGGUGAGACUUCUAUCAGGCCCCAGGCCAGGUCUGGUAACUGGGGAGAAAAGGCGCUCCAUGGACCCAGGCACCCCCUCCUUCCUGGAAGUUGAGGAAACAAGGAGGAUGGUGAAAUCCAUCCACGUUUAUCAAGCUUCCUUGCCAGGAUCCAAAAAAAGGCAAAAGACGUCCCUGCCGCCAAGGAGCUCACAAUCUAAUGGAAGAGGGGCCGGGCAGGCUGAAGACCUCCAUGGCCGGCCGCAGGAGCCCUUCUCUGGCUUCUACAAUGGAGGAGACCGUGAAGGCCAGCUCCUGGGAGGCAGGCCCUGCCACAGAGGGCGCCCCAGGCUCUCUGACCCCUCCCAGCACCCAAGGGCGGCCCCCGAGCCCCCAGGAGACACUCUGCAGCUCACUGCUCAGGCCCUCCCCUCAGCAGCAAGCAGGAAAUGCUCUGCGCAGAUGGGGAAAGCGAAGUCCAAAUAGCAGAGGAGCCUUUACCGAGUUUAUUCAGUGAGUCAGCCAGGGGCGGACAGCAGAAGAGAGAAGCGGCCCCUCCUGGGCUGCCUGCCCCAAGGCUACCCCGGCUAGCCCGAGGGGGGACCUGUGCCCGGGGAUGGCCAGAGGGAGAGGAGGUCAGGAGUUAGGGCUGACCCAGCUCGGCAGGGGAGUGGAGGGCAGCCACUGGCCCCUGAAAGGCCGCUCUGUCGGCCCCUCGGACCUGGCUCAGCAGCCACAAGGCCCCACUCCCUCCUGGGCCAGUCCGAGUUCAGGGCCCUCCGCAGGUGGGCCGCGAAGGCCAUCCCCCUCCGGCCCGUCCCAAAGUCAGCAGAGUAGCCCUCCGCGGGGAGGGCCCGGGGCCCGCCCAGGGGGAGGAGCUGGGGUGGGGGUGAGUGAGUCAGCCCCUCACUGGGCAAGGACAGAGCCAAAGGGAACAGAAAUGCUGGCGGCUCCAGGAAUCGGCCUGGCUGCUUUUUUUCUUUUCCCUCUCGGGAAAGUUGCUCGGCCAUCCCCAUCCGCCCUCUUCCCUCUUGCACAAUCAACCCAAACCAUCCACCUUUGGAGUCAGGGAGGGGGAGGGCUCGGAGGAGCCCAGAGGGAGGAGCCUGAGGAGGGUGGCUGCCCAAAGUUGUCGCGGCCAGGUCAAGCCCGUUUCCCAGCCCGCACCCCCACCUGUCUGCCAGGCUCGGGGAGCUGGAGUAAAGGGAGGAGGAGUGAGGAGCCGGAGCUCGUCUGCAAAGUUGGAGGCCGCCAGGAGGGCACGGGCCCGCUCUCUUCCCAGGCCCCCUCCGCGGCCAGGGGCACCCUGACCGGCCCGGCGGUCCUUACUCCCCCCUUUGUCUCCCCAGCUGUCCACUCAGCCUCCAUGUUUCCCAAGUCCCAGCAGGCAGCCCCCAGGCACAGGCAGCACCGGGGCAGGAGCGGAGAGGGCGCGGGCUCGGCUUGGGCAGAUUGUUUACAAAGGCCAGCCCACGUCCCCGGCCCACAACAAGGCAACCCACCAAACAGACACAAACCCAGCCCACACCCCGCAGCCCUGGUGCCCCGAGCGCCUGGACACUGGGGGAGGGCUCAGUACCUGCAUCUCUCCGGCCAAGGGGCAGCCCGCCCCCUUCCCUGCCCCGCCAGUGCCCGGUGCCCGCGGCUAGCGGCCAGGCGGCCCCGGCUCCCCCUGCGGGCUGUGUGCGGGUUAGGCUUGGCGGAGGAGUCUUGGCCGCUACCAUGGAGAUGGGUCUUUGUGUGGCCAGGGAAGGGGAGGGGCAUCUGGGCCCCACGCCCACAGCCGGGGGAGGCGCUGCUCAGGCCCCCCCAGCCUCCCCUAGCUAGGUCCGGGAGAAGCUUCCAAACCUUCUCCCUUCCUCGUUUUCCUUGGGGCGCAAGGCAAUGGCUGUAGCGGGGGAAGGAGCCACACACCUGGUGCCAGCUUCCCUGGGCUCCCAGCUUCCUCCACCCCUCCUGCUCCAUCCAGACCCCAGGAGGCCAUUUAUUAUCAAGGACAAAGAGAAGCUUCAGAUUCUGGAGUGAUGCAAGAGGGGAAAAGGAUCAAAGGCGACUCCAGGGGCCCAGCCUGCCCAGCCCAGAGUCUGAGGCAUCCUGCCAGAGGCAGCGAGACCAACAUUGACGACCAGCCUCCGGGCCCAUCCAUGAGGAGGCCAGGCUUGGAGGGCCUCCCCUUGGUGAAGCCAUUGGGAGUCCCUGAGCUGCCUGGGUGGCUCCUGGACAGAGGAGGAGGAGGAGGAGAGUUAGAGAGACAGAGGCAGGGAGAGAAGUCCAGGCUCUCCCCAGAGGGGGCACAAUUGGGUCUUUCUUAAGGCCCUCCAACUCAGGUUCCCCUUCCAGUUUUGUUCCCCAGCAGCCCCCCACCCCGCCACGGGCUCGGGGUGCUCCUCCCUGACUCGGGCUCCCUCAGCAAUUGGGGCCUGGUCAGACCGGGUGCCGGGGAGGCCCUCUGGCCAGGCCUACUCCUUGGCGGUCAUGGCUUCGAAGGGCUCAGCAUGUACUCACAUCUCCACAGACAUCCACAGCUGGGACUUCUCCUCCUCAGCCCUGCCCCCCCACCUCCCACGUGUCAGCUCCCACACUCUGGGCUGGCUGGCUCCGAGGGGGAGCAGGCCCUGGGGGGCAGGGCAGACAGCCCCAAACCAAGUUGUUGUCCAGAGCACCCCAGGGCGGGAGGAAGGGAGACGAGCCCCGUCCUGAUUUGUGGGAGGGAGGUGGGGCGAUUCCAUCCUCCAGGGACCCCCCCAUGCUCAGGCCCCAUCCCCUUGGCCCCCCUCCAGGAGAGGUGACUCACAGCCUCCCCCAGGGCCCAGUUUAUGUCUGGUGAGUGGCCAAUCGAUGGAUGGAUCCUUUUCAGGAAAAUGGCCCUGGAAUCAAUUACACGAAAGCAGCAGCUCGGGGGCUGCCUUCCCUGGGUAGGCUGAGAGCAGUAAAUGGAACUGAGGGGAAGGGAGAGAGUGCUUUGGAAAUAGCCCCUGGCGACCUACGGAGGGGCCUGGCCUCCCUCCCUCUCUCCCCAUUUGCUGUCCAGUGAGGAAGGCCAGAGCUCCCACCUCCUCCGAGAUCCCCUGGGCCGAAGUGCCGCUCACAGCAGCCUCAGCCGCCGAGGCCCUCGAGGAUCCCAUCACAGAUAUGGCCCCAUCGCCCCUCUUGGUCCUCGGUGUGGAAGAUGAGAGCCAACCCAGGCCUCUCCCCGCCAGGCCGUUCUUGACUUUCCCGGCCAGGAUCCCCCCUGGAGCGCCCAGCUGGCCUGGGUCGCUGCUGCGCAGGAUUCCGGAUUACACCGAGCAGCCCCUCUGCUGGGAGGGCCAGGGUUCUGAAUGCCAGGUAGCACCCAACUGCCCAGGAAGGACCAGCAUCUCUAGUGGGAGGACCAUCAUGGCGCCACCUUGCUGCCCAGGGCGGACCAGCCCCUUGUAGCAUGCGCAGCAGACACACCCUGGUAAAACUGUGAUGGGCAGGUGGGUUGGCCCAGGGCGGAGGAGUUGAGGGGAUAUCCAUCUACCCCAGAACUCACCUAGCAAAAUGGAUGGAGGAUGACAACUCAUUGGAGAGCUUAGAACGUGGCCAGCCAUCAAAGACGCCAGGGCCAUUGCCAGUCCUCCUGACUUUGUCUUGCCACUCAUCUCUGGUGACUCUGAAGGGAGAGUGAGGCUGAAGAGUGUGGGCAGCUCUCCCUCCAUUAGACCCAAUUCACUCUCAAGUCAAGACUCACCUGGUGAAACCAUGGUCCUCUUCCAAAAUGGAGGCUGAACAACAACAGGAACAAGAAGGCUAGGAAUGCAGGACUGUGUGGAACUUCUGCAUGAGGAGUACAAAUGGAUGUCUAGGAGAAGUCUAGAAUGGAUUUUUAAAAUAAUUCUUAUCAUCCCUCCUGAUUAGAAAAAUGCAAAUCAAAACCACUCUGGGGUACCACCUCACACUACCAGAUCGGCUAAUAUGGCAGCAAAGGAAAGUGAUCUAUGUUGGAGGGGAUGUGGCAAAAUUGGAAAACUAAUGCAUUGUUGGUGGAGCUGUGAAUGGAUCCAACCAUUCUGGAAGGCAAUUUGGAACUAUGCCCAAAGGGUGCUAAAAGACUGUCUGCCCUUUGAUCCAGCCAUAGCACUGCUGGGCUUGUACCCCAAAGAGAUAAUGGACAAAAAGACUUGUACAAGAAUAUUCAUAGCUGCACUCUUUGUGGUGGCCAAAAAUGGAAAAUGAGGGGCUGCCCUUCAAUUGGGGAAUGGCUGAACACACUGUGGUAUAUGUUGGUGAUGGAAUACUAUUGUGCUAAAAGAAAUGAUGAUAAGCAAGAUGAUUGCAGAAACAGAGGGAAAGAUCUGCAGGAACUGAUGCAGAGCGAAAUAAGCAGAACCCUGAGAACGUUAUAUAGUAACAGCCAAAUUGCACGAGGAGCAACUGUGAAACCUUGGUUACUCUCAGCAAAGCAGUGAUUGAGGACCAUCCUGAAUGCCAACAGGGAAUGCUCUCCACCUCCAGAGAAGCUGUUGGAAUAAUCAUCUUUCCCAGCAGUCUAUCUUUGGUUUUUGUUUGGGGAUUUAACAAUGACCAACAUGGAAGUUUGCAUGACAAUAAAAAUAAAAUUUUAAAUCAAUUUAAAA